CUCACUCGUUUUUCCUCUCUCUCUUUUCUCUUUCUCUUUCUCUUUCUCUUUCUUUCUCUUUCUUUCCAUCCAUCUGUGUUUUUCUCUCUGCAGAAUUCCCCCAAUUUCUCUCCCACCCUAUCUCCUCUGCUUCUGAAAGUGGCGCAUUCGCAAGGAGCAAUGCGAGAUCUUCCGUAGGAGUGGUGUAUUGAUGCAUGAUUGGAUGAAUUAAACAGUGAGUAAAGUGGAAAUGCUAGAGGCAAUGGAGAGUUCGGUCAAUGGAGGCUUCUCUCAUUUGCAGAGCUGUGGAGACAGUAGCGAAGAGGAGUUAUCAGUGCUUCCUCGCCACACCAAAGUGGUUGUAACUGGAAACAACCGCACCAAAUCGGUCCUCGUUGGUCUUCAAGGUGUUGUUAAGAAAGCCGUUGGCCUUGGCGGAUGGCAUUGGCUGGUUCUUACAAAUGGUAUUGAAGUGAAGCUCCAGAGGAAUGCUCUUAGUGUGAUUGAGGCACCCACUGGUAACGAGGAGGACGAUGACCUUGAAUUUGAAAAUAUGCAGUGGAAUGGAUCAGAUAUGGCAUCGGACGACACACAGAAAUCCCACAAAUCGAGGCAUAGAAUGCAUAGAGCAUUGGGAUCAUCUCACAAGACCAUGAGUAGGUCCUUCUCUGGCGAUUCACAGUCGAAGGGGUCCGUUUCUAUGCCUCAUGGGUCCACGAUGGUCGAUUUGAGCAAACUUGAAAUGGCUGCACUGUGGAGAUAUUGGCGACAUUUUAAUCUAGUGGAUGCGGUCCCAAACCCAUCAAAAGAGCAGCUAGUAGACGUUGUUCAAAGGCAUUUCAUGUCGCAGCAAAUGGACGAGUUGCAGGUCAUCAUGGGAUUUGUUCAAGCUGCGAAGAGGCUUAAGACUGUGUGCAAAUGAGAUGUAAUGAUGCGAGAAAUGACAUUUGAUAAGUUAUAUUGUCUAUGCUAACAAAGAUAAUGUAUGUAAUGUCCACUUCCCUUCGUAUUAUGUAACUAUCUGUGAUUCGUAACUUUCUGAUAUAGUAGUAGGUUAGUAUUUUGAGGUUAUAGAGGUUCUUCACUCUUUCGUUAGCCACCCAGUUAUGUAGAUAUGUAUGUGACCUUGCAACUGGAUCGUUAGGGAAGUCUCGAUGGCUUUCUUUUCAACUUGAUUCAAUGUAUUGCUGACCUGGGAAGUGGGUUUUCAGAGACCUUAAUGUAUAUAUAUUUAGUUUCUUUAAACUUUGAUUCAUCUUUGAUGAA
Molecule: messenger RNA, 1245 nt
Organism: Cajanus cajan (pigeon pea)
Lineage: Eukaryota; Viridiplantae; Streptophyta; Magnoliopsida; Fabales; Fabaceae
Biological process (GO): regulation of DNA-templated transcription
Cellular component (GO): histone deacetylase complex
Molecular function (GO): protein binding; transcription coregulator activity
Source: RefSeq, a predicted model, not a curated record